AAAAACAAUUCUUUGACAGUAAUAAAGAGAAUGUUUCCCAUUCCAUAUUUUAAAUAAUUUGUUAACAUUGCCCAUUCGGCAUACAUGGAUAUCCUAAGAAAUGGCGGAUUUGGCAGAAUUAAAGCGCCACGUUGUUUUAGAACGAAAAGAAACUACUACACAGCGUAAGCGGAGAUUAGAGAAAUGCAGAAAAAAGCGGCAAGAAAAGCUAGCCAUCGAAACAGAAGAGGAAAAACAGUUACGUUUAGAAAGACGUAGAGAACGAUAUCAAAAUGAAACUCAAGAGCAACGUGAAAAACGAUUGAGCGCUGAUCGUGAACGUAAAAUAAAAGCACGACAGAAACAAGAAAGUGACCACUCUCCGCAAUCACAAGCAUUAAAGCAAAUGGUAUUAAGUUUUAGGGUGUCUGAACUACAUGUUUUAUUAGGAUUUGCGGGCAGAAAUAAAAGUGGUAGAAAGCAAGAGCUCACACAAAGAGCUAUUGCCUUGGUAGAAAAAGGUUGCUCCUUACCUGUGCAAAUAAAAAUAAGAGAAAUGUAUCGAAACAGAAUUAAGGAACCAGGAAUGUCUCAGCCACAUAAAGAUAUAAACAUGCCAGUAAUGCACAGGCAUCCUGGUACCCAUUUGGACUUUGGUGGGCUCAAGGACUUCAAUGGAGACUACCCAUACCGAGUAAAAAUGUCAAAUCAAGAAUUGAAACCUGGAAGCACAGGUAUGGGGGGCUAUCCUUCAGAUGGUCCAGUUGGGUUGGAUUAUGCAGCGCCCAUGAGAUCCAUUAUGCCUCAACCACCAAUUCCAGUUAACCCAGAUGUCAAAUUGAAACAUUUACCUUUUUAUGAUGUUCUUGGGGAGCUCAUGAAGCCUUCAAGCCUCAUACCAAAAAACAGUGGAAGGUUGCAGGAGACUCUGUUUGUGUUUCAUUUAACUCCACAGCAAGCACAGGAUAUCACAAUGUCAAGAGAUUUUCGACCAGGGGCCAAGUGUGAGUAUACUGUUCAAGUACAAUUAAGAUUCUGUCUUUUAGAGACGAGUUGUGAACAGGCAGAUACUUUUCCUUCACAAAUUCAAGUCAGGGUGAAUAACAAGCCAGCAACAUUACCGCCCAAACCAAUGCCCCUUCAUAACAAAGCCCCACCCAAAGUGUAUGGAGCUCCUGUAGAUAUAUCUCAUUUAUGCAAGUUAAGUCCCACCAUAGCAAACACCAUCUGUGUCUCAUGGUUCCCUGAGCAGCACUCGAGCUUCUGUAUGGCUGUGUAUUUGGUUAAAAAGUUAACUUCAGAUAUUCUUCUUUCACGUCUUAAGCAGUUUGGAAAUCGCCAUUCUGAUCACACAAAGGCUUUAAUUAAAGAGAAGUUAGCUCAGGACCCAGACAGUGAAAUAGCCACUACAAGUUUGCGUGUCUCUCUAAUGUGCCCUCUUGGAAAGAUGCGAAUGCAAAUACCUUGUAGGGCUAGCACUUGCACACAUCUUCAAUGUUUUGAUGCCUCAACAUUCCUUAUGAUGAAUGAGAGGAAGCCUACUUGGAUGUGCCCAGUUUGUGAUCGUCCCUGUCCAUAUGAUAAACUAAUCAUUGAUGGGUAUUUUGUUGAGAUAUUUAAACAGUCCCCAUCCUGCACUGAUAUCAUUUUCCAUGAAGAUGGAAGCUGGUCACCAAUGAAACCACAGAAAGAAUCUCCUAACCAAGUAAUACUCACGCCAAGUUCAAAAGCAUCACCAACAACCUCUCAGUCGUCUGCAUCCUCAUUACCAUCAACACUUUCUUUCUCUACACCAGCAGUGAUGACGACAGCGACUACUGCUACACCAACAACUAAACCUCCUGAGGCAAAAGGACCUGUAAUAGACUUGACGUUAGACAGUUCUGAUGAAGAUGAUGAUGCUGUAAUACCUAGUGAUCCCAUCAGUGUCAGCCCUCCACCUGUGAUUAACUUGGAUACACCCUCACCUGCUCCUCUACCUACUAUGCCUGGUUCGCCAACAGUCAUUCUCUCCAGUUCCCAGUCUUCAUCUCCAUCUCCUGCAGUUGCUAGUCAUGCACCGUUUCCAUCAAGUACAAGUUAUAAUGGACCUGCCUCUCAUUCAUCAAAUCACAGUAGAGAGAGUCCUUCAUUAGGUUCUUUGGAUAGCAUCCAUCAGUCCACCCCUAGUCUUGCCAGGACAUCUCCAUCCAGUUCCCUUCAAGCUCAAGCUUUAAAUCUAGAGGCUAUGUCAGAUGCAGAUUUUGAUGAAUUUCUUAAAGGUUUAUCUUGGGGAGUAUAAUAUAUCAAUAAUAUAUCAAACAGGUAAAAGUUUUUUUCAAUUGUCUAAGUAGGCAAUGAAAGGUUUUCUAAUGCUAUAUGUAAGGAAAAAUUUAUUUCAGGUGGAUAAAGCAAAAAAAAAAAGAAAAUGUAUUGGAAAUUUAAAUACUUAUAAGACCACUUGGAAAACCACUGUACAUUUCUUUUCAUUCAAAUAUUCUUUUUAUGAAUGCAUUCUAAAUUAACAUCAGACUAAACUGGUAUAGCCUGUAACUUAUUUAAUAUAAUCAAAUAUUUGUAAAAAUAUACAUAUUCAUGUUGUUUAGUACAUGUUGCUUACUCUGAGCUGUGUGUAUUUACAGUCCAAACUUGCUGAGCUGUAACUGCAAGGCUACAAAAAAAUAAAAUGACAGUGAAGUGUUACAUACUUGUAUUUAAAUCUUGUCUUAUUUAUUUUUUCAUUCUGUUUUUAUUAAAAAGUUUUGUUUUUCCAAGUGUCCUGAUUAAAUAAUUAAUAGAAUUUUGAAAUAUCUACUUGUAUUUUUUUUUUUUUUUUUUUUUGCUAAGCAAAAAAACAAAUGAAAAAGCCAACUCAUGAAAUAAUGACAGUAUAUUUUUUUUAUGUGGGUUGUGAUCAUUACAAGAUGGAAACAUUCUAACAAUGAGCAUGAUAAAAUCAGCAUGUAACAUUUUGGCAGACAGAAAUUUGAAAUGUCUUAUUACCCUACUUUUUGUUGGUGAAAUGUGUCCUACUGAACAUCAUGAUAAAUCCAGAUUUUAACAAUCUAUUUUCAAAAAUAUUCUGUUUUAAUAGAUUUUAAUUAAGUUUUGACUGAUUGUUUUUAUGAUGAUAACUUUGACAAUUUAAAACAAAAAUACAGUACAUUACAGAAAACAUGUGUGUCAUGUCAUAGAGUAAACAAAAUUGGAUGAAUAAACUAUUAGUUUAUUUGAA
Messenger RNA from Biomphalaria glabrata, 3193 nucleotides. Its product is annotated as E3 SUMO-protein ligase PIAS2-like. The transcript has 15 exons. The record is from RefSeq and is a predicted model, not a curated record. NCBI's taxonomy places the organism in Eukaryota, Metazoa, Mollusca, Gastropoda, Planorbidae. The coding region runs from base 101 to 2260 and encodes 719 amino acids. Gene Ontology annotation, molecular function: zinc ion binding; SUMO ligase activity; transcription coregulator activity. Gene Ontology annotation, biological process: regulation of transcription by RNA polymerase II; protein sumoylation.